Molecule: messenger RNA, 438 nt
Organism: Lactuca virosa
Lineage: Eukaryota; Viridiplantae; Streptophyta; Magnoliopsida; Asterales; Asteraceae
Source: the annotation of a GenBank genome assembly
AUGGAGUUCUUGUUAAAGUUACAGGAAAAUCGUCUUCGUACUUUUGUUGAAAGUUUUGAAGAGAAACAGGUUGAAUGGUUGAAUGUUUAUUAUAAAAGUUUUGAGUAUGAAUUUAAAAAAUUUCUUGAUGUGGCCAAGGAGUGUCAUGAUCUUUUUAUCGAACAAGUGAAGAAGGUGAAAGAAUACGUGGAUCUUCAGGUGGUAGCACUUAAAUCCGAAAUGGUAAAAGAAGUUGAGAAAAUGGAGAAGAAUUAUACUGUGUUGCAUAAUAAAAUUGAUGUUGUUGCUGAUGCCAUUGCGAAGUUGGUUGAAUUCAAUACUGCUUAUUUAACCAAGCUUGAAGCAAAUUCGGAGCAGGAUUCGAAAGUGUUUACCAAGUUGGAGGAAUUUUUAUCAAGCAUUCAGGAGUCCAUUUCGAAAGUUGAUCUUUCGACUUAG